AUCAACUUUUCGAAAGAUUUCAGAGAUUCGGUAUAGUCAUUAACCCAUCCAAAUGCAUUUUCGGAGUCGAAGGCUUAGAAUUUUUGGGUCACUCGAUUGACAAACAUGGUAUCAAACCCUUAGACGCAAAAAUUGAAGCUAUCAAAAAUUUUCCAGAGCCAGACUCACUAAAUAAACUUCGACGUUUCUUGGGUAUGUUUAAUUUUUAUCGUCGGUUUAUCCCUCACUGCUCAGAUAUUCUACAACCCCUAACGGAGGCAUUAAAAGGCAAAGCCAAAAAGUUCACAUUAUCCUCCGAAGCGAAAGAUGCCUUUACUGCUGCUAAAACAGCGAUUGCUUCUACCACCAUGCUGACCUACCUCAGUCCUGAUCCAGAAGCAACACUAAUUUUGUGUACAGACGCUUCUCAGGCAGCGGUAGGCGCGGUGCUGCAACAAAGAGUAAAUAAUGAAGUCAAGCCACUUGCUUUCUUUUCAAAGAAGCUAGAACCGGCCCAAACCCGAUACAGCACGUUUGGCAGAGAAUUAUUAGCUGUUUAUCUAGCAGUUAAACAUUUUAAACACUUACUACAAGGUAGAGAUUUCGUAAUCUUCACUGAUCACAAACCUUUGACUUACGCUUUCAAUGCCAAAAGUGAUCGUUAUUCUCCUAGAGAAACUCGACAGUUAGAUUACAUUUCUCAAUUUUCUACCAACAUACAGUUCAUAAAAGGUGAGUCAAAUGUUGUGGCAGAUACUUUGUCACGUUUCGACGUUGAUGCUAUUUGCUCCACUAAAGGAAUUGAUUUGUUGGACAUUGCACGCUUACAGGUUGAUGAUCCUGAUCUUGCGGCUUGUAAACAAAAUUCGAGUCUAGUAUUAAAAAGUAUUCCAAUAGCACAUUCUGAUUCUACUAUAAUUUGUGAUACUUCAACUGGAAUACCCAGGCCAUUUGUGCCAAUAGCGUACAGAAAAAAAGUUUUUGAUUGUCUUCAUUCAUUAUCUCACCCAGGAGUUCGAGCUACUGCGAGACUGAUCGGAGAAAGAUUUGUCUGGCCAAAAAUGAACUCAAACAUAAAGGAAUGGACCAGAAAUUGUUUACAAUGCCAGCGUAGCAAAGUUCACAGACAUACGAUUACAGCACCGUCAACAUUCAAUCUACCUGACCAUCGUUUUCAGCAUGUUCACGUUGAUUUAGUUGGUCCUUUACCCCCAUCUAACGGAUUUACUUACAUCUUUACUGCAGUGGACCGUUUUACCAGAUGGCCAAUAGCAUGUCCAAUAAAAGAUAUCUCAGCAGAAAAUAUUGCUGCCGUGUUUCUUGACAGAUGGAUUUCUAAUUUCGGUGUACCUUCUACCGUUACUUCCGACAGAGGUUCACAAUUCCAAUCGCACCUCUUCAACGAAUUUACGCGCAUUUUGGGAAUCCAUCACAUCACUACAACUGCAUACCAUCCAGCAGCAAAUGGACUAGUGGAACGAUUCCACAGACAACUUAAAAGCUCAUUGAUGGUACAGCCUGAUGUAACUAGAUGGAUUGAAUUCCUACCUCUCAUAUUAUUGAGCAUACGCUCGACAAUUAAGGAAGACCUUCAAUGUACACCUCCGCAGCUAGUUUAUGGAACUAAUUUAACCUUACCUGGUCAACUAGUCACGCAUAAAGGCACAUCGGUAUGUACAGACCCCUCCUCCAUUUGCGAAUGACUAAUGAGGCGCAUGAAUAGCAUUAUGCCUGUUACACCUCGACCAGUUGUUUUAAAAGAGCAAAUUAGCAAGCACCUAAACACAUAUAAAUUUGUGUUUGUCCGUGUCGACUCAGUAAGACGUCCUUUACAACACCCUUAUGAAGUAGUAGACAGGCAAGCAAAAUAUUUCACAAUCAAGAAGAAUGGAAAAAAGGAAACAGUUUCAAUGGACAGGUUAAAACCAGCCUUCAUAGAGUCUGAAACACACGACAGUCGAAAACCGUCUAAAGACAACACCAAUUUCACAACACAGUUUCCUGCGUUUCCGGCAAAUUCUUCACCUACUUCUGUGAAA
Schistosoma rodhaini is the source of this 2018-nucleotide messenger RNA. The record is from the annotation of a GenBank genome assembly. NCBI's taxonomy places the organism in Eukaryota, Metazoa, Platyhelminthes, Trematoda, Strigeidida, Schistosomatidae.